Molecule: messenger RNA, 2860 nt
Organism: Arvicola amphibius (Eurasian water vole)
Lineage: Eukaryota; Metazoa; Chordata; Mammalia; Rodentia; Cricetidae
Gene: Crispld2
Product: cysteine rich secretory protein LCCL domain containing 2
Exons: 15
Coding region: 150-1643 (497 amino acids)
Cellular component (GO): extracellular region
Source: RefSeq, a predicted model, not a curated record
CAGCAUCCCCAGGGUCCCAGCGCCGCAAUCUGCUCGCCCAGCUCCGCCCAGGUUGAGACCAGAGUUCUGCUCAGAACUUUCUGGUACCCAGCCCUGUCUCAGGAGCCCAGGCUACCCUGUCCCCUUAGCGUGGCUGCAGGCGUGGGGCGAUGAGCUGUCUUCUAAGUAGUGUGGUCCCAAUAUGGCUGGCUCUGCUGGUCUGCGGAGCACAGGCCUUUUUCCUCCCCAACACCACGAGCCUGGAGAAGCUGCUGAGCAAGUACCAGCAGGCCGAGCCACACUCCCGGGCGCGCAGGGCCAUCCCCUGGUCCGACCGCCAGGAGAUCCUCAUGCUGCACAACAAACUGCGAGGUCAGGUACAUCCCUCUGCCUCCAACAUGGAGUACAUGACUUGGGAUGAGGAGCUGGAAAGGUCUGCUGCAGCGUGGGCACAGGAGUGCCUGUGGGAGCACGGGCCCGCCAGCCUGUUGGUGUCCAUCGGGCAGAACCUGGCCGUGCACUGGGGCAGGUACCGCUCUCCUGGGUUCCACGUGCAGUCCUGGUAUGACGAGGUGAAAGACUACACCUAUCCCUAUCCCCACGAGUGCAACCCGUGGUGCCCAGAGCGCUGCUCAGGUGCUAUGUGCACCCACUACACACAGAUGGUCUGGGCCACCACCAACAAGGUUGGCUGUGCUGUACACACCUGUCGGAGUAUAAACGUCUGGGGAGACAUCUGGGAGAAUGCUGUGUAUCUUGUCUGCAAUUAUUCCCCCAAGGGAAACUGGAUUGGUGAGGCUCCCUACAAGCAUGGUCGUCCCUGCUCCGAGUGCCCACCCAUCUAUGGAGGCGGCUGCCAGAACAACCUAUGCUACCAAGAAGAGCCUAACAGUCAGAAACCGGAGGUAGAUGAGAUGAACGAGGUGGAAUCGCCCCCUGCUCCCGAGGAAAAACAUGUCUGGGUUCAGCCCAGGGUGGUCAGACCCUCGAAGCCCAAGAAGACCCCAGCCAUCAGCUUCAUGACCCAAGUGGUCCGCUGUGACACAAAGAUGAAGGACACGUGCAAGGGAACCACGUGUAACAGGUACCAGUGCCCUGCAGGCUGUCUGAACAACAAGGCGAAGAUUUUUGGAUCUCUGUUUUACGAGAGUUCCUCCAGCAUAUGCCGGGCUGCUGUCCAUUAUGGCGUCAUCGAUGAUCGAGGUGGCCUGGUGGAUGUCACCAGGAACGGGAUGGUCCCCUUCUUUGUCAAAUCUCAAAAAAAUGGCGUGGAGUCCCUGAGCAAAUACAAGCCUUCUAGCUCCUUCACGGUGUCCAAAGUAAAAGAGCAGAGUGUGGACUGCCACACCACAGUUGCACAGCUCUGUCCCUUUGAGAAGCCGGCUACUCACUGCCCGAGAGUCUGGUGUCCUGCACGCUGUGGAGAAGAGCCGUCCUAUUGGGCCCCUGUAUUUGGAACCAACAUCUACGCUGACACGUCCAGCAUUUGCAAGGCAGCUGUGCAUGCAGGUGUCUUCAGAGACGAGAACGGCGGCUAUGCAGAUGUGAUGCCCGUGGACAAAAAGAAGAACUACGUGGGCUCGCUCAGGAAUGGGGUGCAGUCAGAGAGCCUGAGUGCUCCUCAGAGUGGAAACGCCUUCCGGAUCUUCGCUGUCAGGCAGUGAAGAAUGUGGAGACCUGGGGAAAAGGGGCCGUCGUCUACCGGGUUUGGGGUCCUGCUUUCUAUCUGUACUUUGUCCUUUGGGGGUGGGGGUGGGGUUACAGAGAGUCAGGAAUCUUUCUUUCUGUGUCAUCGAAUGCCCUGUCCCUUCGUGGCCUUUGGUGAGGGUAACAUAGCAUCGUCAGUUUGUGAGCAAAAUGCCAUGGAGUCUCCGGUGGACAACCAAUGCCCAGAGUGGGCAGGCUGUGGUCCCCAUCUGGUGGCUCAUGUCCUUUCACCGAGGCACUCCUCGCCACGUUUGCUUUGGUGGGGGGGAGGGGGAAUCGUUCAAACCCUUGAGGAUACAGGUUUGAGAUGUGUCAUGAGUGGGACUCUUGUCUGGGUAGAGAUGACAGCCCUAAAGUCACGGUAUAUCCUACCAACAGAGAAAUCGGUUCUAUGUUUGCUGGUCAGACAGAUGGGCUGCAAGAGAGGCCCGGGGCAAGACUUGGGCUCUGCCCUGGUGGUGUCCUUUGCUUGUGUCCCCAACCCUCUUGGCAGUCACGUGCUUAUGUAUCCAGCAGAGCUGGUCUAUUUAAAGUUGGCAGCACUCCAGAGAUUUAUCUUGUUUUUGUCCUUGUCCGUGUGGCCUCUUUUCAGAUGACCUUUGGUCUCAUGGAGGACCGAUGCAUCAGGAACCUUCCCUGUCUUCCCAUUCCAUGACCCUGUGGCUUCUGCCCCACCCCAGGCUGGUCUAGGUGUCCUCCCCUGGGACUUGGCUUUGCACAAGUCUCCAGGUCUAGAUGUCUGCUCUCUCCUUAGAACAAGAGCUGUCUCCCUGCUGCUGUUUGAGUGACAACUCAAUGUCACCUUCCCCUUAGUUUGGGUGACCUAGUUUUUUAGCUGUGGGAGGAAUGGAUUCCUGGAACAUUCCUCAUGGAGGUUAAUGGAGUGGCUUGUGGUGGUAAAACCGCCCAUGACAGACACGCCAGCCACCAGGGAGAGGGGCCGGGACACACAGGAAGGAUUCCUGUUCCUAUUGGUGGAGCCCAGCUCCUGCCAGCAUCCACACAGCUCCAAGAGUGUGGUGAGCCCUGGAUUCCAUCACUUAGGAGCCUGGCCUAAACCCACUGUAAAACGAAACAUGCUUUUGUAAACAGCUUACUCUAGCGAAGGUGAAAUCCCACCCCAGCCCUGGGGAUGUUGCAGAUUGCCAGUGAGUGCCGUGAGUGCUGGCUUCAA